AUGGGGUACAGCAAACAGAUUGUUAACACUUAUUUCACUGAUGAAGAAAGAAAAGAAAGGUUCAGAGCACAGUUCACAGACACUGAAGACAACGACAAGAAGUUAAAGGCAGAAUUCACAGAUGCUGAAAGCAGGGAUAAGCCGUUUAUAGGACAAUUUACGGACAUUGAGCAAAACGACAAGAAGUUUAUUUCAAAAUUCACCGAUAAUGAAAGCAACGAAGAAAAGUUUAUAGCACAAUUCACAGAUACUGAGGAUAAAGACAAGAAGCUUUUAGCACAAUUUACGGAUUCUGAGGAUAAAGACAAGAAGCUUUUAGCACAAUUUACGGAUUCUGAGGAUAAAGACAAGAAGCUUUUAGCACAAUUUACGGAUACUGAGGAUAAAGACAAGAAGCUUUUAGCACAAUUUACGGAUACUGAGGAUAAAGACAAGAAGCUUUUAGCACAAUUUACGGAUUCUGAGGAUACAGACAAGAAGCUUUUAGCACAAUUUACGGAUACUGAGGAUAAAGACAAGAAGUCUAUAGCACAAUUCACGGAUGCUGAGGAUAAAGACAAGAAGUUCAUAUCACACUUCACGGAUACUGAGGAUAAAGACAAGAAGUCUAUAGCACAAUUAACGGAUGCUGAGGAUAAAGACAAGAAGUCUAUAGCACAAUUAACGGAUGCUGAGGAUAAAGACAAGAAGUCUAUAGCACAAUUAACGGAUGCUGAGGAUAAAGACAAGAAGUCUAUAGCACAAUUAACGGAUGCUGAGGAUAAAGACAAGAAGUCUAUAGCACAAUUAACGGAUGCUGAGGAUAAAGACAAGAAGUCUAUAGCACAACUCACGGAUGCUGAGGAUAAAGACAAGAAGAAUCAUGCGCAAGUCACGGACAAUGAACACAAUGAAGAGUUACAUAAAGAAGUCACAGAUACCGAAAAAAAUGAUAAUAAGGCAGAAAAUGAAGCCACGGAUAAAAAAAGCAAUAAAAAGAAGAAGAAAGACGAUUACCAGGAGAACCUUUUCAAAAAUUUUCCGAUGGGUGAAAUCUCAGACCUCUUUGGGACCAACCAACACUACAACAUUCCCUCCAAUUAUCAAGAUUUCGGAAGACGUUUUGUACCUCAAUAUCUAUAUACUAAAAAGAAGAGUUUAGACGAACUGGCGGAGGAAAAACUACAUGAUGAUGUUCAGCAAUUUAUUGAAGAUAGGGAAAAGGAUAAGGAAAUAGUACCAGUUAAGGCUCCACCAGAAUUUGUCCUCAAGAUAGCUAAGACGUCAGCAAUUUUAGAAAAAUCUAAGCCUGUUAAUCCAUCAGACGAGUUUAUACAGAAGGACAUACUGAGAUCUGGGAAUUAUUGGAAUGAUGUUUGGGUAGAAGAAGUAAAUCCAAAGAAGUUAUUGCGUACAUCCCAUAGCAAUCAGCCCGAAUCCGUUAAAGUAGAAAUAAUGCCUGGUUCAAAACUAUACAGACUUGUGUCUUUACUCAAAGAAAAGUCACCGCGUCUCCUUUACGUCAUAAAUAAAAGUGACUAAUUAAAUUUA
Danaus plexippus (monarch butterfly) is the source of this 1530-nucleotide messenger RNA. RefSeq names its product dentin sialophosphoprotein-like. The transcript has 31 exons. The record is from RefSeq and is a predicted model, not a curated record. The coding region runs from base 1 to 1521 and encodes 506 amino acids. Lineage: Eukaryota; Metazoa; Arthropoda; Insecta; Lepidoptera; Nymphalidae.